GGUGCCGGCGACGCGAUCCCUCCGCAGAAGCUGACCUGGCCUAUGAGGGGUCCCGGCUGGGGGGGGCGUUGAAAGAGCGUCAUGUCGGUGACUACCGGCUUCAGCUACCAGCUACCGGGGAUCACCACGGUAACGUAUGUUUUCGUUUACAGCCCCAGCACGGUGCAGCGGGAGCCCAGCCCCCCGCCCCCGCAGCCGGCCGCCAUCACGGGGCCCCGGGGCCCCAAGCGGAAGCUCUACAGCGCAGUUCCUGGGCGCACCUUCAUUGUGGUGAAGCCUUAUACACCACAGGGGGAGGGCGAGAUCCAGCUCAACAGAGGGGAGAGGGUGAAAGUGCUUAGCAUCGGCGAAGGGGGAUUCUGGGAAGGCACCGUGAAGGGACGCACCGGCUGGUUCCCCGCAGAAUGUGUGGAGGAGGUGCAGAUGCGGCAGUAUGAUCCUCGCUUGGAGACACGGGAGGACCGAACCAAACGCCUCUUCAGACACUACACCGUGGGCUCCUACGACACCUUCACCUCCUACAGUGAUUACAUCAUUGAAGAGAAGAAUGCCGUCCUCCAAAAGAAGGAGAAUGAAGGCUUUGGAUUCGUCCUACGUGGCGCUAAAGCGGAGACGCCCAUCGAGGAGUUCACGCCCACGCCGGCCUUCCCUGCGCUCCAGUACCUGGAGUCUGUGGAUGUGGAGGGCGUGGCCUGGAGAGCGGGCCUCCGCACAGGAGACUUCCUGAUCGAGGUAAACGGAGUCAAUGUGGUGAAGGUGGGCCACAAGCAGGUGGUCUCUCUGAUCAGGCAGGGAGGCAGCCAACUGCUCAUGAAGGUGGUCUCAGUCACCCGCAAGCCUGAGUCAGAAGAGGUGGUCCGGAAAAAAGCUCCGCCACCACCCAAGAGGGCGCCCAGCACCACCCUGACGCUGCGGUCCAAGUCCAUGACAGCCGAGCUGGAGGAGAUCGCUUCGGCAAGGAGGAGAAGAGGGGAAAGGCUGGACGAAAUGCUCGCCUCCCAGGAGCCUGUGCUGCGGGCAGCGGUGGCUGAUGCCGACUACAGGGCCGCCACUGUGAAACAGCGCCCGUCAAGCAGGAGGAUCACGCCGGCCGAGAUCAGUUCGCUGUUUGAGCGGCAGGGAAUGGUGUUGCAUGGAGGAAUUCCCCUGGAAAUGGACAAAAGUCACAUUCAGCUACCCAAAGGAAUGUCCAGGACCAAGUCUUUCGGGGCGACUGAAGAGGACAGAAUCUCUGCUCUGCUCGCAGAACAUCGGUUUCCAAGGAGCUCGUCAAUGACGGACAGCCUGAAAGAGAGCCGUAUCAUCCCUCCACCUCCCCAAAGUGCCCCCCCACCACCGCCAUCUCCGUACUACCUGGACACAGGCCCCCCACCCUCUUUCUGUCCCCCACCUCCCCCCGGGCGGGGUCAUGAUCAAAGUCGCUCCAGCUUUAAGCCAGGUUCCGAGGCAAAGCUGCACGGCCUGUCACAGGUGGUUACCCCAGCCGAGAUGUACGAGCCGCCGCGGCCCUCAGUCCAUGCCGAGCGGCAAAAGAAGGCUCGCUCCAUGAUCAUCCUGCAGGACUCAUCGCAUCUCCCCGUAGAACCCACUGACAUCCCCCGCCCCGGGCCAUCCUCCACCCCUCCCGAAAAGAUCAAGAGGAAAGGGAGGGUGAUCGAUAACCCAUACGCCAACGUCGGUCAGUUCAGCAUCGGCCUGUACACCCCAACAAAACCCCAGCGCAAAAAGAGCCCCCUGGUCAAACAGCUGCAGGUGGAGGACGCUCAGGAGAGAGCAUCCUUAGCGUUGGCCUCCGCCCAUGCCAGAGAGCACUCUCCCACUGGUCGGAUCCCCCACACAAGCAGGGCUGAGUACUACCAGCAGCAACUCCUGCAGGAGAGAGCCCGAGCCUUAGGGGAUGGACAACAGGGCAAAGGUCCCUUUGCCGCUGCGAUCGCAGGGGCCGUGAAGGACCGGGAGAAGCGUCUAGAGGAAAGGAGGAAAUCCACAGUCUUCCUGUCGGUCGGUACUGUCGAAGGUAGCACUACAGCACCCGAGCUGCCGUCCCUGACGCAGUCCCGCUCCGUUGACGAAAGGUUGCUUAGCAGGGAGCUGGGCCAGCUGCCUCCCCCCGCUGUCGUGCUCCGGCCAUUGCCGAGCGGGACCACCUUCAUCCACCCUUUGACCGGAAAGCCCCUAGACCCCAACUCCCCUCUGGCACUUGCGCUGGCCGCAAGAGAGCGGGCUCUGACAUCUCAGAGCCAGUCACCCGCCAGCAGCCCAGAGCCCAGGACUAAACACGAGAAACCGGGGCCUUUGUUCGUCGAUUCCCAGACCAAAGAGGCGGAGCGAAUGGAAGCAGAAGCGAGGCUGGUGUCUCCCCCCUUCUCACCGGGAGAUAGAGCAGGUUUAUCUGGCACAAUGACCCCACCCAAAACACAAUGGGGGACGCCGACCACGCUUCGCAAAGAGAUUGAUGCAAGAGCAGACAAAGUCGAGGAGAGGAAGCAGGAGGACAAGAAGAGCAUGAUCAUAAGCAUCGUGGAUACAUCUCAGCAGAAGACUGCUGGCCUCAUUAUGGUACAUGCGACAAGUAAUGGGCAAGAAGCUGGGCUUAGCAUGGAGGAGCCUUCUUUGUCACCACAAACCUCGCUUGUGGAGCCUUCCAAGCCUACGCUGGCUGAAAUCAAGCGAGCCCAGUCUCCAAGCCCCGAAGCCACCCAGCCACAGCCAGCCGGUACAUCAGCGGAGAGGACGCUGGCUCAGGGUAGCUCCGAGGAGGAUGUAGAGCCUUACACUGUUACUCUCCCACCUGCUUUGCUGUCCUCCAGUGAUGAAGAGACCCGGGAAGAGCUCCGGAAGAUCGGCGUGGUGCCGCCACCCGAAGAGUUUGCCAACGGCUUACUGCCGAAGACAGAUGCGACCGCAGCCACCCCAGCACUGGCUAAGCCGGCCACGCCUUCCGCCCCAACCCAAGCAGCAACAGCAGCAGCAGCACACCCUGCUAGCGGAACAGCCUCAGGGAAGCCUUCAGACACCCACCUGGUGCCUGAGUCUGCAGCCGACUCUGGGGUGGAAGAGGUGGACACCCGCAGCUCCAGCGACCACCACCUGGAGACCACGAGCACCAUCUCCACGGUCUCCAGCAUGUCCACGCUGUCGUCAGAGAGCAGCGAGCCCACCGACACAUACACCUCCUACGCCGACGGGCAGACUUUUAUACUCGACAAACCGCCAGUGCCUCCAAAGCCCAAACUCAAGUCCCAGCUCAGCAAGGGGCCUGUGACGUUCAGGGACCCUCUACUGAAGCAGUCCUCGGAUAGCGAGCUCCUCUCCCAGCAACACGUGGCUGCACUGGCUGCGGCCGCCGGUACCGGCCGACCCCGCUACCUCUUCCAGAGAAGGUCCAAGCUUUGGGGGGAUCCCGUGGAGACGCGGCCGCUGCCCGGCCCCGAGGACGGCAAGCCCACUGUGAUCGGUGACCUGAGCUCCAGGCUUCAGCAGCUGAACAAGGAUACGCGCUCGCUCGGUGAGGAGCCCAUGGGAGCACUCGACCCUGGGAGGAAGUCCCCAGUCUCGGGAGCCAGACUAUUCAGUAGUUUAGGAGAGCUGCACACCAUCUCUCAGAGGAGCUACGGCACUACCUACACCAUCCGACCAGGCACCCGGUACCCUAUUACCCGUCGGACUCCCAGCCCGGGCAGAGGCUCCUCCUCCCCCGAUAGGACAGACCCUCUAGGGCUGGGGCGGAGCUACGGCCUGGCUACAUCCCCCACGACCCCACCCACCAUCCUCAAGUCGUCCAGUCUGAGCAUCCCGCACGAGCCCAAGGAGGUGCGCUUUGUGACGCGGACCACCCGCAGCCGCUCGCCCUCGCCCUCGCCCUCGCCCACGCUGGCCUCACCCCUGCUCGCACUCAGGCCCUUCCACCAGAAGCCCCUGCACCUAUGGAACAAGUACGAUGUGGGUGACUGGCUGGAGAGUAUCAACCUGGGCGAGCACCGUGACCGUUUCCAGGAACACGAGAUAGAGGGCUCGCACCUGCCGGCCUUGACCAAGGACGACUUUGCCGAGCUGGGCGUCACGCGGGUGGGCCACCGCAUGAACAUCGAGCGUGCUCUCAAGCAGCUGCUGGAGAGCUGACCCCUGCCACCGCCGCUGCCGUUCCUCUUAGGCUCCGCCUUUCUUUUCCCUUCAAGCCUUUAGCAUUCAGUUUCUUUUAUCAAUUGAAAUGGUAUAUAUACAGUCCCUGCGCUGCCCUGUAAGGAAGGUAAAAGACCCGGCCCCGCACUCAGCCAGUCAGCCUGGAGUGACAUCUUACUUCUCCAGGAAGAAAGUUGCAUGAAUUCCAGAGGGAAGGUCCCAUUUGUGCGCGCUUGGCGUCAAAGCCCCGCCCCUUUCUGCAAACCCCAGCCACGCCCCAAGCAUCCUGUCCCCGCCCUCUAUCUUAACAGCCUCUAAUUUUCCAGGUGAAAUGGUAUCACCUUGGAAAAGCUUCCACAAGGAAAGUUCUGUUGCCUUCACAAAUAUUUUUAAUUAUCAGUAAUGAAAAACAGAGUCACGACAGACCUGCUCCGUUUGAGGGGAUUUCAUGCCUCUCACAUUUGGAAUUUUAAUAGAGCAGUUAUAUUCAUCCAGUACGGGACGGUCAUUAUGGGGCAGACAGUUGCAAUGGAAGGUGUGAUAUUUUCAGAUUCUUUCACUAACUGUGGGAUUAUAUUAGGAGAAUGUUUUCACAACAAUAUUGGCUUUUUCAUAAUCGAGGUGUUAUUUUCGAAAAGAAAUAUUGCAUAGAUAUGAUUUGUGUAUUUAGAUUAAAACUUUAAAAAAGGAAAAUUUUAACGUCUCCAUUCAAAAGAUGGAGGUUUGAAAUAAAAAGCUGGUAUAUAUAAAGAUAUAUAAUAUAUACCAUUUUGUUAUAGAUUCCCUAACCUAUGAUACACGGUGUUACAUAAAGCUACAUUGUGUCAAAUGAACUUUCCUGAUGUGAUCCUUCCUGAUACCUCCCAACCCCUCCCCCCCACCCCCUGUCAGCUUCAAGGAUUCUGUCACACUUUCCUCUCUCAUGAAACAUGGUCUUCCGUCUGAAAAAGCACAUACACCCCUACAGGGGUCCCUGGACACCUACUCCAUCAUAACACACCCCAAUCCCCCCCAUUCCGUCAGUGAAUUCAGUUCAGGGUGUCCCCGAGAAAGACGAUCGGCAAUCAGAUUUGGGGGGGGGAGGUCUGAAGCUGCAGGGCUCCUCUACCCCCCCACCACGAUGGGGGGAGGGGGGGUUCCUUCUGACUGAGUUCUGAAAGUAGGGAUGUCCUGAUUCUGGUCUUCAGCAAAGGUUUUCUCCUCCUCCUGUUCCUCCUCACCUCCUUCUCCUACUCAUCCUCCUCCUUCUGCGCCUCCUGCCUUUGCGCCAUUUCCAAACCCCACUUCUGUCCACCUCCCUUCUCUCUGCUUGGUUUAGAACAAAUCUGGACAAAACCGUGUUUCCUCCCCAAGAAAAACGUGUUUCCUCCCCAAGCUCCCAUCUGUAAAUAGAAACAAAGAAAAUUGCUUUUUUUAAUUAAUCAUGAGCCAUGUACAUAUAGUUUUCAUAUAAUUUUUCUAAAAACAAAAUAUAUGUAUAAUUAUAUAUAAAUAUAUAUAUGAAUGUUUGCCAUAUAUGCAUCUCCUGUCAGAGUGUGAGAAGAAUUCGUUCUUUCAAUGAACUAUGAAUUAGGGGAUGAUUUGCACAAAUCCAGGUGCUAACACAAAGCCAUCCAUCCAUCAUCGGGGUGCACAGACCCCGCUGUGCCCUGCCAGGCUCGCCUCUGCCCUGCGUGGGGGCUGCUCUCCCCUCCCCCACCCUCCUGCAGCUUGUCUGUCCCCAUAUUUAUCACGGUGUGUGUGUCUGUGUGCUCAGGUGCCCUAUUGGAUUGUCCAUUGGCCCCAACACAGCUAGAGCCUGUCUGUCCAGGAACCCUCCAUGUCCCGCACACACAUCCCAGUAAUACCCUCCUGCAGGGCUGUUGGCUCUGCGCUUCCUCUUUAGCAAUAUCUACUAGCAUGCAGGACCUCAGCAGAGUUGUGUGAGGCGCCCCCGUGUGGCAGGCCAACUGAACAACAGCAGUGGAGGCUGUUAGACAGCCUGUGGUCUUGGAGAACUCCAUCGUCCACAGAAGGAAGGAGCAGCAUCUCGUACACCACUUCUGAUUUAUAAUGUCAGGAGCUAGAGAGAUGGAACUGCUUCAGUAUUCACAAUAUACAUUUCUGCUCCUGACAACCAUUUUAAGGUUUAUUUUGUAAUGCACUGUUAUUGGUUUGAAUUAAGAUUUAUUUGAGGUUAAAUAUGUCAUGGAGUGAUAACUGUGCCAAAAAGUAUUUGCCUUUGUACGUCUUACAUUUUUUGACAUGUAUUUGUUGAAAUGAAACAGUGUGUAAGAGCUGUUAGGCUGUGCUGCCCCCUCCUGGCGAUUUUGAGUACUGCUUACAUUCGCUAAGACCAUGACCAUUCCCGCUGUGUGUACAUGAUUUUUUAUGUAUUCCUAUAUAUUUUGACGAUAUGCCUGUGCAGGUAGUGGACAAAACAAAAACCAUUAAACGGCCAUACCACACAUGUAUACAGUUACACGGCUACCCCAUGUAUGUAUGUAAAAGCUGCUUGUUUUAACUCCCACGAACAUCCAAAGGGAAUCCGGAUGGUUCCGGUGGAUCCGAAUGUCUGCGAGUUGGGAUCUGAUGACCUCGGGCAGGGUGGAGUCGACUCGGACUGAAGGAGGAGAGAUGCUGGUGCAGAUGGAUGUGGGGGCAGGCUGUGAAGAGUGUGAGUGCACUAUGUGCGGUACCUCUUCAGGGAAGACUACGGCUCUCCCGAAACUGGGGGGUUGUAGUCUGGCUGCCGACAUUCUGAGCUCAGCGCACGGCAACCCCACCCCCCCACGUGAGGCCCCACCCCCAGCCAAAAGACAGUGUGGCACGCUUCCCUCACGAAGCUGCACUGUCACAUGAUGCAUGUCCAGCGAUGCAUCCUGCUUCCCAGGCUCGGCAUUCUCCACUCCGCAGGUUGGCACCCUCACCAGAGUCCCGUGUCCUCGUCCCUUAUCGCCAUCAAACCGUAUCCGUGAGACGGACCCGCCUUGGACUCACAGGCACCACGCAGCGUCAGCUGCCACGGCCCGGACGCGCCAUGUGGCCACGCCGCCCAGUGACAUUUAGUUGUUGUGAAUUUCUUUGUUUGUCCACUACCUCUAUAUAAACACACUGCCUGCUUUUGUGGGGUUUUCAUUAAGAUACUGCUUCAUAUUCUGUGCACAGUAUGACAGUAUUGUUGGUUUACAGUACAGUAAGUUUUUAAAAAAGGAAUUUUAGUCUGGUGGCUUUUCCUGUUUGACUUCCACUGCUUUCCAGAAAGAGGAGAUGAGACGUAUCCUCAGAAAGGAGAAAUGCAGUUCAGAUUCAUGUCGUGUCUCUGGGAUUUACGGCCAUUCGAAUAGCUUCACAUUUUAUUAAUCGUGUUAUUUCCCGAUCCAACACCAUAUUCAAAUGAAAGUGUCAUUUACUUUGUCCUGUAGGGUGUGAUUGUGUCAAUGCUACUGAAGAAGCACAGGAUUCUUGCUGGUUCCCACUGUGCCCGAUUUUUUCUGGUGUCGCGGAGCUGCUGUAGGAGGGUAACCAGGUAGGAGCCUAAAUGUGUCUCUCAAAGAAAUCCUACAGAAUUAUGGGUCGUAGCUGGAACACUUUUGCUCUGGGAUAUAAAAUUAUUUGUGCAAUGUGCAUAUAUACAGACAUGUAGUCAUAACUGAUGUGAAGUAGUUUGAUGUCAACUGACCUCCACGGAGAGUUUUGGUCACCAAAGCUGACCUGAGAUCAGUCUGCUCAGUUUAAUGUGGAGAUUGCCUUUGCCUUAAUGAAUGGCUCUGACAUCCAGCUUUAAUGCUGGUUAAAUGUUCGUCUCUGAUCCUAACCCAUCUGGAUCUGGUAGAGACAGUACCGCUGCUUUAUUUUAAAUGAGAAGCAGGCGGAGGCUUAGUCACGUCCUGAAAAGAGAGCGGAAAGUCAUUUAGUCAGAUUGCUGGAGUUAAAAUACAGAGUUGAUCUGACAGUGUAAUACUCCAGGACACACCAGUACGCACAGGAAGGCCGUUUGUCUUUCCAUUGUUAACAGUUAUUGGGCUGGAUUUUGUGCCUGGGUCAAAAAAAUAAAUAGGUUAAGGGAGAAUUCUGUUUAAAAAACAGGUGUGGACUUUCAGCACUUUUCAAUAAUUCGUACAUUUUAUUCUGAGAGCGACACAUGUGCAAUGUCAGGAUAUACGGGCCUGGGAGCUUUCUAAUAGCAGUUGUGCUGUGGUUGUGAAAAACAUUAAGCCAAUCAGCUGCUGUAACCCUGUUAGCUGGUGGUGCAAUAAAACUGUCACUGCACUUAUAAGUACAAGCUGCAAUAUAUAAAACGCUGGAUUAGCGAUAGCGUCGGGGGUCAGGUGCACCUGCAACUCGCCAGACACGGCGGGGAAUCCCCUGUUGGCUCAUCCGGCAUGUGACACUAUCACAUGCAGCGGUGUGUAUUUUUCACCCAUUCACCUCAGCAUUGCGGGCCGAGAGGGGCGCUCCUGUGAUCUCCAAACACAUGGCGAUCACUCAUUCGCUGUUAAUACCCCCAAAGUCAAUGUUUCAUACGCUUUUCAAUUAAUGUGGUAUGCUAUAGCGGUAGAAGAUGUUAGGCUAAAUGAUUGAAAAUUAAUAUUUUAAGUAAUUUGUUAAAGUAGAACAGCUUUUUUUUUUUUUUCUUACUUUUAAUUAGAAUUAAAGAAUGAUUUGGAUUAAAGAAUGUAGUGACAGCGGAAAGCCUGCAGGUGGCAGCAGGAACUCUAGCCAGAACGGUUUUGAAAUUUUAACUCUGGCUCUGCAAUACACGAAUAAUGUGAUCAGUUGUCCUGGGUUUCCCUGCUGUCCCUUGGAGGUGUCUAUGCAGGGUGUCCGAAGCAAUUCUAUACUCUUUAUUCGGCUCCAAACACUCUCCCUAACUUGCCCGAGGGAUUUAGGCUUUUUUUCUAAGACGUUCUUCAAACGAACAUGAAUCUGAGGUGUAAAACCUCGGACCCCCUUGUGAUAUUUACACUAAAGAGAUAUAUGUUUGUUAUAUCAUGUAAUAAAUUUAUUAUUGAAAUCA
Molecule: messenger RNA, 9121 nt
Organism: Paramormyrops kingsleyae
Lineage: Eukaryota; Metazoa; Chordata; Actinopteri; Osteoglossiformes; Mormyridae
Source: RefSeq, a predicted model, not a curated record